AUGGAAGUGUCUCCUCUUUACGUUGAUGAAGUUCAGCUUCUUUCUUCCAAUGUUUUCUCAACCGAAUCCUCUCGUUCAUAUGAAUUUUCCUACAGCACAAGAGAGAGGCGUUUUAUUCGAACCAAUGUGGAGGAUUGGACGUUUGAUAAAAUAUAUGAUCUUAUGAUGUUUUUAUCGGGUAUGCUAAGUUUCGAGAUCCUCGUUGAUGGCUCAAUAGAGUCUGCCACCACUUUCGAGGUCACUGACCUGCCAUUGGCAAAGGAAUUGCGAGAUGGUAUAUCACCACUUGACUUGUUACACACAUUGAACCGCUAUCAAGCGUUUCCAUUCGAGGAAAACAAGACCUCAACCACAGGUCGCCUGCUGUGUUCGCAACGCAAAGACACUUUACUGCUGGUAACACCCGAACACUCUAGCCCUUGCCUAUACCUCUUUCUGAGAAGCUUCAAACACACCACGAAACAAAGAAGGUGGCAUGGCUUAUUCGCCCAUGAAGAUGAGUGGGAAUGGCAGGGCAUAUUCAUCCAUCAACAUGAGUGGGAACGGCAAGGAGUAUCCGUCCAUGAAAAUGAGAGGAAACGGCAGAGACUCAAGAGGUUCGACUCCCACUGCCUCAGAAGCAGUUCUGGAACAAGCACAAUCGCGACAGACUCUUUCGAUGUCUUUGCUCUGUUCGUUCGCAACAUUGUAAUGCAAUAUAUUGCGAGUGUUACAACUGGAGCUGAAGCCCUGAUGACAGAGAUCCGUCGAGUUAAAGACUUAUUGAGACCAAACCGGCCGGAGAGACUGAGCGACUUGCUUCGGCAAAUCAACGCUAUUAGUUACCAACUUAGAACUUCGAGUCUGGAGGCACAGUUCGCGUUCAGUGCCGAUGCUGCGAAGUGGACAAAAGAUGCUUUGAGGCCAUCCGGAAACGAACAUCCGGAUUAUGAUGUGCUCAUAUCAGCUCGAAAAAUGCAGCAGUACCAUCCGGAUCUCUUGAGAGAGAUGAUUGCGGAAGUACGUCAGCAGAUUAUCGACGUUACUGCUGAAGAAAAACAAACCAAGGAUGAGCUUCGUGAGAAGCGAGAAGAGGAACGCCAAAACGGAGAAGACGCUCGUGCAAGAAUGGAGAUGAUCUUCCUCGAAGAGAGUAUCAGAAUUGCUAAGGAAACUAAACGCGACAGUCGCACUAUGCGCGGCAUAGCCUGGGUUACCAUCGCAUUCCUUCCCGCCACCUUUGUAUCCUCAUUCUUUGGCAUGAACUUCUUCAAUGGCAUCGCCGGAAACGUUCCUUUCGAUGAAGCAAGUCGUAAUGUGUGGCUGUUCUUUGUGGUAGCAGUGCCUGUCAGUGCCAUCGUUCUGUUUAUCUUCUAUUUCUGGGACAGGCAUGAGCAGAUGAACGAUGAAUAUGAGCUGAAGUUAAUCGGGCGGAGCGGGACUACUUGA
Alternaria arborescens is the source of this 1428-nucleotide messenger RNA. RefSeq lists its product as hypothetical. The record is from RefSeq and is a predicted model, not a curated record. The transcript has a single exon. The coding region runs from base 1 to 1428 and encodes 475 amino acids. Lineage: Eukaryota; Fungi; Ascomycota; Dothideomycetes; Pleosporales; Pleosporaceae.